Caenorhabditis sp. 36 PRJEB53466 is the source of this 1340-nucleotide messenger RNA. Lineage: Eukaryota; Metazoa; Nematoda; Chromadorea; Rhabditida; Rhabditidae. The record is from the annotation of a GenBank genome assembly.
AUGGAAAAGUUCAACGAGAAGCCAUCCGUUCAGAAGCAGACCAAUGUGGAGAAACUCGUCGAGCUUCGUGAAGAAUGGAAACACAAUUGCAGGAUUUUGAGCAAGAUCAGAAAGGAAAUGAACGAAGAAAUUAAAAAUAAGCAAGUGAAAGUGAAGAUGAUGAAGGCACGAAUGAAGAUGUUGAACGCCUUCCCGUCAGUGCAGAGAAUCGAAAGGGAAUCCAACAAACGAGUUGCCCAGAAACUCGGUCGCAUUCUUGCCCUAACUACUAGGAAUGAAAACAUUUGUCAGGAAUACGAAAUGAUUAAAAAUGCGAUGGAAGUUAAGCGAAAAGAGGUGGGUUUCAGAUUUCCAGAAUUCAUCCCCGAAAUAGAAGCAUUUUCAGGAGAACUGCUCAAUCUUGCGAGAAAUUCUCGGAACGUGGAAGUCGAUUGCCGGCGAGGAACGCGACAAACACACGAAAUACAACAAGUAUUGGGACAGGCGCCGCGUGAGCAUGGACGGACUGAUAACGUUCUCGCGAGACGGAAACACGCUGAAACUGGAGAACACGUUCAGCGGAAAGGUAUCGCUCGAGUUCGCCGUCAAUCUCCGCGAUACGGACAAGUAUUCCAUCGAGAACAAUCGCUUCAACACCGUCUAUCCGUCGCGUUUGAACGGAAGUGUGCGAGUCGAGCACUACGUCGAGGACGAGAAGCUGCACAUCGUCUUCCCGGUGGGUAAUGUGCAAUACGUGGACAUCUGCGAAAGAGUUUCCUGUUAAAUUCUCGUUAUUUGUUUUUGUUGUAGUUGUUAUAAAAGCAUUUUACUCCGAAUCUCUACAUUUUCUUGUUUAUUCCGUCUAUGAUCAUCUAUCAUACUUUGAACCUUUUCCAAACUGUCAGUUUUGAAGUUAUUUGCAGUGAUGACGUCAAACGAGAAUUCGAAGAAUUUUCUCGCCGAGUUCAAGAAGCGCGUAUUGGGAGCGAAUUCGAUGAGACAAGCCCUCCUUCCGGUAGACUGUCUUACUCGUGAACAUGUUGUAUUUCAAUUUUCAGAAGGCUCCGAGCACAGAUCUCCGUAUGUCUGCUGUCAACGAAAUUCUCAACGAACUGCGUGCUUUUCGUAAAGAAAUGGCAGAUUUCAAGGCGGAGCAGCUGAUUCAGAAACAGAUGAACGAGGCGAUCCGUGCGGAAAUCACUGAUCAGAAUAAGAUCAAUCAGGAAGCACUCGACGAGAUUCGAUCGAUACGAGCGGAGAUGAACGAGAUGAAGACGAAGCAGACGGAGCAAGGGACGAUGAUGGAGCGCGUGAUAGAAGAGAUUCGCAUCCCCGAUUGGUAUAUUUUGAACUCGGACUAA